GUUAUUUGUGUGUCUGUAUGUGUGUGCAUGUUAUAUUGUGCUCUGUAAAUUGUGACUUUUGGAUUGUGUGUAUAUGCUGUGUGCUUGCGCGGUGCAUUUGCUGUGUAGUUUGUGCAUGAAAGACCCCCUUGCAAUUUUGGAAGAUGGAUAUUUUCUUUAAAAUGUUAAAAUUAAGUUUGUAAGUACAUGUAUGCAUCGUAGGUGAAGUAGGCAUACAAUUUUCAGCUUCAUGCUUUAUAAUUUUCAAGCCCUUUGGAAUUGUUUUCGUUACAGGCUUGUACCAUGGUGUUAUCUGCAGGGUGUUCCAUCAUAAUUUUACAACUUUUUAUUACUGAAGAUAGAUGAUAGAUAUUGUUAUCUGUUGGUCGUGUGCUCAUUGGACUAUCUUUUGUAUCUAUUCCUCAAUACCCGAAGGCACUAGGUCUUUUGUUGAAUCAUUGUAUUCUCGACCAGAACAGAGAAUAAUAGACAAGAGUAGUGAAGCAUCUAUCAGAGUAGUAGAUCAGGGUCUGAUUGGCGAGACUAGAGACACGUCUAUAGCAGAGUGGGGCCUGGAUUUGCAUGCAGGGUAAUAUUAGCACUGGAUACGGUGGCGUGCAAUCACACAGCCUUGCAGUAUAUACCAUGUGAAGAUUGCUAAGCACUCGAUCGUCUGCUCGCAGCUAGCCAGCCAGCAAGGGAAAGGGCGAGACUCUUCGCUCGUUCAUCGUUCAUUCCUGGUCGUUGUCGGUAUGCUCACUCACAGCUCACUCGGCUGAGAUAGAAGGGAUAGGUAUCAAUGCAUAGACGCCAGCGACAGGAUAAGACAGGAGAAGGAAUAGUUGAGCGGCAACAGAGCAAGAAGAAGAUGAGCUAAGGAGAGUUGCUGUGUGCACGCUACCAGAAAAUGGGUGUUUUCACGUAUGUGAGCUAAGAGGUCAUCCCUGAGACGAUAAGAGGCAACAGACAGACAUGGUCUCGGUGUCUGAGACGGAGGUCCGCUUCACCCCGAGCAGUCGAGGUACGGAAGAGGGCGCCGUAGAGGUGACCGUCAAGGGAUCCAGCAACAUGCCUAGCACCAGGAGACAGAGCUCAGAGAGCAGCAGGAGAUCCCUGAGUGGACGCUGCUGCCCAAAGCUCUUUGAGCGUGCCUCUGGAAGCUGGUGGGAUCCCAAGUUCAACCUGCCCAUCAUAGAAGAGCAGUUUCAAGUGCACUCCUUCCCUCAGCUCAAGAAGCGGUUCCGCUACGCGCUAGGGUACGCUCUUCUAGCAUGUAUAACAUGGAUGAUUUAUAUACCCAUCAAUAUGAACAGCAUGGAGCAGAAGUGUGACUGGAUUAUUUUUGAAAUAGCACUGGGGUGUAUGGUAGGGGUUUGUAUAGCUCUUAUAGCCUUCACAACAUGUAGGUAUUAUAGGGACUAUGUCAUGCACACUUCACUUGUCUUUAUAGUAGUUGUAUGUGGACUUACUCUUGCUUCAUUUGCGUCUUUCACCGAUGAUUGUGAAUGCGAUAAUAGAGUGAUAAGUACUGUUGCGACAUUCGCGAUAUGCGUUGAGACGAUCCUAAUAACAUAUACUGUGAUACCUUUACCCUUUCUAUACUCUGUGGUAACCAUGAUGUUGUUUUCGUUUGUUUAUGAGGUCUUAUUCUUCACCACAGCGUUACAGCCGGAUGAAGUGAAUGCAACGCAUGUAUUUACCAAGCUGUUCCUUCACUUGUGCAUCCACAUGAUGGGCAUGCAUAUUUUCUUUAUGUCUCAAGUGCGUAAUAGGAGCACAUUCUUGAAGGUUGUGGAGACCGUUGUUGCCCAGAACCUGCACAAACGGGAGAAGCAGAUCAAGGAGGCUACCAUCCAAUCUCUUAUGCCUGACACCAUUGCCAAAGAGCUCCUGAAGGGCCGGGAGUCCAACCCGGAAGUCCGGCCCCACAUAGGUCGCAGGCAGUCUUCCGAACCCAUCUUUCGACCCUUCUACAUGAAUCGCAUGGAGAAUGUCAGCAUCCUUUAUGCUGACAUUGCUGGAUUUACCAAGAUGAGCGCAAACAAGAGUGCUGAGGUCCUGGUCGGUCUCCUCAACAACCUCUUUGGCCGCUUCGACCUCCUCUGCAGGCGGCACAACUGCGAGAAGAUCUGCACCUUGGGUGACUGCUACUACUGCGUGUCUGGGUGUCCGGUGAAACGGGACGAUCAUGCCCAGUGCUGCGUGGAGAUGGGCCUGAGCAUGAUCGAAGCCAUCAAGGAUUUCUGCCAUGAGACGGGAGAGAAGGUCAACAUGCGUGUGGGGAUUCAUACUGGCACGGUGCUCUGUGGCAUCGUGGGUAAUCGCCGCUUCAAGUUUGACGUGUGGUCCAAUGAUGUGACCAUUGCUAACAAGAUGGAGGCAUCUGGCCAGCCAGGGAAGGUUCAUGUAUCAGCAGAGUCUAUCAAGUUCCUAAAAGAGCGAUAUGUGCUGGAUGAAGGCAAUGCAGACAAACAUGCCCUUCUCAUUGGUAAGUGGAAAUUUGUCUUUAUUUAAUAUCUGUCCUUUUUUUUCUUAUCUUUUUCAAUAACUUGCAUUUAUAUUUUCUUCUGGCUACCUUAUUUUGCUUUCUGUUUCACGUACUGUUUCCCCCAACUUUAAACUAUUGAUACCCUGUUUUUGUGCUCCAAUUUUUGAUGGUGUUGUUGAAUAUAAAUUACAUUAUAUCUGUGUGGAGAAAAAAAAUGAA
Strongylocentrotus purpuratus (purple sea urchin) is the source of this 2686-nucleotide messenger RNA. RefSeq names its product adenylate cyclase type 9. Bases 952 to 2493 code for a protein of 513 amino acids. The transcript has 2 exons. Gene Ontology annotation, biological process: cyclic nucleotide biosynthetic process; adenylate cyclase-activating G protein-coupled receptor signaling pathway; intracellular signal transduction. The record is from RefSeq and is a predicted model, not a curated record. NCBI's taxonomy places the organism in Eukaryota, Metazoa, Echinodermata, Echinoidea, Camarodonta, Strongylocentrotidae. Gene Ontology annotation, molecular function: adenylate cyclase activity.